Athene cunicularia (burrowing owl) is the source of this 2554-nucleotide messenger RNA. It is a transcript of the gene SCNN1B, whose product is annotated as sodium channel epithelial 1 beta subunit. Bases 261 to 2342 code for a protein of 693 amino acids. Gene Ontology annotation, molecular function: ligand-gated sodium channel activity. NCBI's taxonomy places the organism in Eukaryota, Metazoa, Chordata, Aves, Strigiformes, Strigidae. Gene Ontology annotation, cellular component: membrane. The transcript is spliced from 13 exons. The record is from RefSeq and is a predicted model, not a curated record. Gene Ontology annotation, biological process: sodium ion transmembrane transport.
UUUGUCACUUCUCUGCUCCAGGAACAGCCUGCUGAUGGGGGAGAGCAGGACAGGCCCCGGGCUGCCACCAAAACCGUCACCAGCCCCGCUCCGAGCCGCUACGGCAUCCGAGCACUGAGCCUCCGUGCCCGGGGCAAGGAGACCCCCGUAACAGGGGCUUUGGCUUCCCGUCGGACGAGGCACCUCGCAGGGUGGCUUUCAGCAGUGAGAAAGAAACAAGGAGUCUAUUCUGGAAACAUUCUGGGAAUAAAGGCAGCAGCAUGAACCUGAAGAAAUACUUCAUUCGGGCGCUGCACCGCCUGCAGAAGGGCCCCGGCUACACCUACAAGGAGCUGCUGGUCUGGUACUGCGACAACACCAACACCCACGGCCCGAAGCGCAUCAUCAAAGAGGGGCCGAAGAAGAAAUUCAUCUGGUUCUUCCUAACGCUGCUCUUUGCGUCUCUGGUCUUCUGGCAGUGGGGUAUCCUCAUCAACACCUACCUCUCCUACAACGUCACUUCCUCUCUCUCUAUUGGCUUCAAGACCAUGAAGUUCCCCGCAGUCACGGUCUGCAAUGCCAACCCUUUCAAAUACUCGGAGGUGAAGCAUCUGCUGAAGGAGCUGGACAGGCUCAUCGAGGCGGCGCUGGAGAGGAUCCUGCAGCCCACGCCCGGCAACGGCAGCGACAGCAGCUCCCCGCCGCUCGACCUGGGGCUCUGGCACCAGAUCCCCCUGGUCCUCAUCGAUGAGCACGACAAAGACAACCCCGUCAUCCUGGACAUCUUUGAGAGCAACCCGGCUGCUGGGGGCAACGAAACCGCUGCGGGCAACCAAACCGCUGCUGGGGGCAACGAAACCGCUGCGGGCAACCAAACCGCUGAGGGCAACCAAACUGUUGAGGGCAACCAAACCACUGCUGGGGGCAACGAAACCGCUGAGGGCAAUGAAACCGCUGAGGGCAACCAAACCACCGCUCCACCUGCCCCAGCCAACACGACGUUGGAGGAAAAGAAGUACAAGCUGGCGGUGAAGCUGUGCAGCCACCAGGGCUCCGGCAACUGCACGUACCGCAACUUCACCAGCGCGGCGCAGGCGGUGACCGAGUGGUACAUCCUGCAGUCCACCAGCAUCCUCUCCCGAGUGCCGCUGCAGGAGAGGAUCCGCAUGGGCUACCAGGCAGAGGACAUGAUCCUGGCGUGUCUCUACGGGGCCGAACCCUGCAACUACAAGAAUUUCACCCAAAUCUAUCACCCAGACCACGGCAACUGCUACAUCUUUAACUGGGGCAUGGAUGAAGAGGCUUUGAAUUCUUCCAACCCCGGAGCCGAGUUUGGGCUGAAGCUAAUCCUGGACAUCAGCCAGCAGGACUAUAUCCCCUACCUGUCAUCCGCUGCCGGGGCCAGGCUGAUGCUGCAUCAACAGAAGAGCUUCCCCUUCCUGAAGGAUCAGGGCAUCUAUGCAAUGGCCGGGACAGAAACCUCCAUCGGCGUGCUGGUGGACGAGCUGGAACGGAUGGGUUAUCCCUACAGUGACUGCACCAUGAACGGGUCCGACGUCCCCGUAAAAAACCUCUAUAGCCAAUAUAAUACUUCCUAUUCCAUACAGGCUUGCCUGCGCUCCUGCUUCCAAAAUCACAUGAUGGAGAUCUGUGGAUGCGGUCACUAUAUGUUCCCUUUACCCGAGGGGGUAAAUUAUUGCAAUAACGAAGAUAACCCGGGCUGGGCAUACUGCUACUCCUCACUGAGAUCAAGCAUAAGACACAGGCAGAUCUGUAUUGACUCUUGUAAGGAAACGUGCAACGACACGCAGUACAAGAUGACCAUCUCCAUGGCAGACUGGCCCUCUGAAGCUUCGGAGGACUGGAUUUUCCAUAUUCUGUCUUAUGAAAGGGAUAUGUCAACAAAUGUGACUCUGGACAGAAACGGGAUCAUCAAGCUGAACAUCUACUUCCAGGAGUACAACUACCGCACCAUCUCCGAGUCUGCCGCCACGACGAUCGUUUGGCUGCUGUCGAGCCUGGGAGGGCAGUUCGGGUUCUGGAUGGGGGGCUCGGUGCUGUGCCUCAUCGAGUUCGGGGAAAUCAUCAUCGACUCGCUCUGGAUCACCGUCAUUAACGUCAUCGGCUGGUGCAAAGGCCUGAAGCAGAAGCGGGCGCAGGCGCGGUACCCGGACGCGCCCCCGACGGUGUCGGAGCUGGUGGAGGCUCACACCAACCUGGGCUUCCAGCACGAGGACGCGGGCGCCCUCCCCCGGGACGAGGCGCUGCCCCCUGAGCCCGGCACCCCCCCGCCCAACUACGACUCCCUGCGGGUGCAGCCCCUCGACGUCCUCGGGCCCGACAGCGACGCAGAAAGCGAGUGAGGGGCGCACAAGGGCAGGCUGCCCGCGCCGCGUCUGCCUGGCACCGCCUGAGCGAGCCUCCCCCCUCUGUCCAAACUAGAACUGGAAAGCCCUGGCUGUCCUCCCCGCCUGGCGCUGUGAAGAAACCCUGUAAUAAACCCCCCAGAGUCGGUGUCUGGCUUCAGCAGGUCGAGCUCGUACCCAGCAGCACGGCUGCGGAACCAUAAGUUCCU